Messenger RNA from Impatiens glandulifera, 1261 nucleotides. RefSeq lists its product as uncharacterized. The coding region runs from base 219 to 887 and encodes 222 amino acids. Lineage: Eukaryota; Viridiplantae; Streptophyta; Magnoliopsida; Ericales; Balsaminaceae. The record is from RefSeq and is a predicted model, not a curated record. Gene Ontology annotation, molecular function: protein binding; transcription coregulator activity. The transcript is spliced from 6 exons. Gene Ontology annotation, cellular component: histone deacetylase complex. Gene Ontology annotation, biological process: regulation of DNA-templated transcription.
UCUUGUCUCUUUUUUCUCUCUCUUGUUUCUCUUUCUUAAUUGUGUGCUUCUACUUUCUCUGAAAUUCGCGAAUUUCCCCCCAUUUUCUCAUUCCAACACUCUCGAGCUUUUCGAAUUCGAAUUCAGCGAUGAACGAUCUUUCCAUUGAAGUUAAUUUCGACUUCUGAGGCUCUUGUUUUACUUGUUUUGUUUUGGGUUUUAUAAUCGCGAGGAUUGAAAUGCUGGAAGCAGUGGAGAGCUCCGUCAAUGGUGGGUUUUCUCAGUUGCAGAGCUGUGGAGAUAGUAGUGAGGAAGAAUUAUCUGUUCUUCCUCGUCAUACUAAGGUUAUUGUGACUGGUAAUAAUCGGACCAAAUCGGUUCUCGUUGGUCUUCAAGGCGUUGUUAAAAAGGCUGUUGGUCUUGGCGGAUGGCAUUGGCUGGUUCUCACUAAUGGCAUAGAGGUAAAACUACAAAGGAAUGCACUAAGUGUGAUUGAAGCUCCUACUGGCAAUGAAGAAGAUGAUGAUCUUGAAUUUGACAAUGUCCCAUGGAAUUGUUCAGCAUCUGAUGAUACUCAAAAGUCCCAUAGAUCAAGGAAUCGGUUAAAUAAAUGGUCAGGAUCAUCCCAUAGGACAAUGAGCAGGUCUCUCUCCUACGAUUCUCACUCCAAGGGUUCAGUUUGUGCUCCUCGGGGGUCCAUGAAGAUUGACCUUAGUAGACUAGAGAAGGCUGCAUUAUGGAGAUAUUGGCGACACUUCAACCUGGUGAAUGGCAAUGUUCCUAAUCCAUCUAAGGAGCAGCUUGUUGAUGUUGUCCAGAGGCACUUCAUGUCACAGCAAUUGGAUGAGUUGCAAGUAAUAAUGGGUUUCUCUGAAGCUGCUAAGAGAUUGAAGAAAGUGUGCAAAUAAUAAUAUGAAGAACUGGUCUGGUUGGUUCAUUUUACCUAACUAACUGAUAUAAUAAUAAUAAUAAUGUGCUAAAUCAAUCAAAAUCUCAUCUUUUUUGUAAGAUAAACUGUGUUUUUGUAUCCUUUAGUAAUUAUUAUUAUUAUUAUUAGUCAUAGCAGACAACUUUGUCUUGGUAAUUUGCUAGUAAGUUAAACAAAAGGUAAUAGAGUGUGAGGAACUUUUAUUAGCUGUAACUAACUUAUAUUAUUAUUAUUAUUAUUAUUAUUAUUAUUAUGUAGAUAGAUAUAUGAAUGAUUAAUCUCAGAAUUUAGGAUUUUGAAGGGGAUUUUCACCUCUCCAAUUCCUUAUUUUAAUCAUUAUUAUUGCUCUCUCUA